CGCGUCGUCGUUCGAUCGACCGAACGACCGCGCUCGACUAGCCGUAGUACGACGAGAGAAGAAGACCGAGACGUCGUCGUUCGUCGCGAUGAGCGCGUCGUUCUCGUCUCUGGACCUCAUGGAGAAGGACGCGCUCAUGGCGCGCGGCGGCGAUCGCGGUCGCGGCGGCGACGACAUCGUCCAGAAAGCGUUCGGCGGGAGUCGCUUCCGCCAGAUCCCCCGCGCGAUCUUCGCGAAGCUCACGCUCCCGGUGAUACUCGUCCUAGGCGUGAUCUGGUACGUCUACUUCGUCGCCGUCCACGGCGUGAUGCGGCCGUGGGUGCUCCACGGCGCGAACAGCACGUCGACGCACGAGUACGCGUUCACGGUCACGACGUGCAUGGCGGUGGUGAUGUACGCGUGCUGCGUGUUCGUGGACCCCGGGAGGGUGCCCGCGCAUUAUCGGCCGAACGACGGAGACGGCGGCGGACCGGGCGGAUUAAACGGAGGCGGCUCGUCGUCGUCGCGUGGGAGGCUGCUCGAGCUUAAACGCAAGGGCGGGUCGCGGUUCUGUAAGAAGUGCAUGACGCACAAGCCCCCGAGGGCGCACCACUGCAGGGUGUGCAACAAGUGCGUGCUGCGGAUGGACCAUCACUGCGUGUGGAUCAACAACUGCGUCGGGCACGGAAAUUACAAGGCUUUUUUUUUGUUCCUCACGUACGUCGCCGUCGCGUGUUGGCACGCGUUCGUCUGCCUCGCGUGGCACGCGUUCGAAGGGUUAGAGGACGACCACGUCGCCGCCGCGCGGAGCCACGGGUGGAUCUUGUUGGAGGUGUCGUGCCUGACGUUGUGCGUCCCGCUCGUCGUCGCGUUGUCGUUGCUGUGGUGCUGGCACGCGUACCUAGUCGUGAACAACAAGACCACGAUCGAGCACUACGAAGGCGUCCGGUCGAGGGUCGUUCCCAGGGACGACGGCGAGGGCGGCGGCGGCGGCGCCGUGAACAUGCCGCCGCUGCAUCCGACGGGCGGCGCUGCGGACGCGGCGCACCCGUACAGUCUGGGCGUCGUCGCGAAUUUGAGGGAAAUUCUCGGGCACCGCGUGUUGUGUUGGCUCGCGCCGUCGUGCGCGAUUUCCGGCGACGGGCUGUCGUUCGCGAACGUCGCGGACGGGCCGCGGUAUCGCAGGGAGGUGAAGAAGAAGGAGACGGAGCUGACGCUGUUGAGUUGA
Micromonas pusilla CCMP1545 is the source of this 1207-nucleotide messenger RNA. RefSeq lists its product as uncharacterized. The coding region runs from base 89 to 1207 and encodes 372 amino acids. Gene Ontology annotation, molecular function: palmitoyltransferase activity. The record is from RefSeq and is a predicted model, not a curated record. Lineage: Eukaryota; Viridiplantae; Chlorophyta; Mamiellophyceae; Mamiellales; Mamiellaceae. The transcript has 3 exons.